AUGUCCGAGGGGACUUACCAGCGCCUUUGGGAGGUCUCCCACGUGACCCUGCAGGAGCUGCUGGACCAAGAGGAGCCCCUGCUGGAGCCGGUGCCCAGCCGGGAGCGGCAGUCGUUCCACUACAGGAUCUCGGUGCUCUACCUGCGCUACCUGAGGCUGCUGCGCCGCUUCGACACAAUCUACGACCAGAUGGUGCAGCCGCAGAAGCGACGGCUGCUGCGGCGCCUGCUGGACGGCGUGGCGGGCCGCGUGCUGGAGCUCAAGGAAGAGCUGGUGCGCGUGGACCUGUGCGAGACCCACUGCCUGGACCGCGUGCUGCAAGACCUCAAGCUCACUCCGGCAGACCUGGAGGUUCCCAUCCCCAAAUACUUCAAGCUGGAGCAGUCCGCUGCCGUGAAGGAGCGAGAGUUGGUGCUGGCUGAGAUCCUGUCCAGACUGAAGCCGCUGAUCUCCCGAGAGAGCUUUCAAGGAAUGAGCCGGACUGAAGCCAUAAUUGUAGUGCAAACUGCUGAGCGGGCGCGGCAGGGCCGUCUCAGAGCCACCUUCAUGAAAGAAAUUCGGAAGGAGGAGGAGCGAGAUCGGAAGAUUCGGGAAGAAGGGCGGCGCAGAGUCACUCAGGAUCAAGGAGCUGUUGCCAUCCAGAAGGUGUGGAAAGGUUUCCUGCUGAGGAGACACAUCAACCAGAUCCGGCGCUGUGAGAUGGAGUUCAUCGGCAUGAUUCCUCCAUCCAACCAGGUGUCAGGCUCCAGCAACAUCUCCCAGGCCUGCCUGAGAGAGGAGGUGCGGAGGAACCAGCAGGCUGAAAAGGAGGAGGAGUUUCAGCUGGCCAUGAUGAAGACCCACGAGUCCCUCAAAGAGACGGAGGGUCCCGACAUGAAGGAGAAGAUGAAGGACCAAAUCAGACAGUGGUUCAUCGAGUGCCAUGCCCUAACUGGUCGGUUCCCUGACUAUCCAGAUGAGGCCUUGGGUGGAUCCCAGUUGAUCUUUGCAGACAAGACUCCAGAGCAGGUGAGAAUAGAGCUGGAGAUGCAGGCCCAGGAUAACAAAAAGAAGGACCAAGAGAAGAAUAAGGAGAAAGAUAAGGAAAAAAAGGAGAAGAAAAGGGUGGGGAAGGAAGAUAAGUCCAAGAAAGGGGAGCCAGAGAUGGUUCUGAAAGCGCUGCCUUCCAAGUUGGUGCCUGUGAUUAGUGCCAGCCACGAGGAGUACAUAAAUGUCUGGAAGAACCGCGACGACAAUAAACACCCCAGUCAAAGCUUUGACCCUGAGACUCUCCGCGAGGAGAAGAGGAAGGAAGUGGAGCUGGAGAUCCGGACCCAGGUGGACGAGCUGAUGCGGCAGGAGCUGACGAACUUACGCCUGGCCGUGGACAAGGAGGAGAGCCGACCCCAGAAAGCUGCCAAGAAAAAGUCUGGAAAGAAAUCUGGGAAGAAGAAGGAAAAAGAUCUGACCCCAGACAGGACUCUAGACUCGCUGUACGAAGAGCUCGUCGUAUUUGGCCUUCUGAAGAAGAGUAAGACCAUAGCACUGAAUGACUACAUUGGUGAUUGCCUCUAUCUUGGGUCCACUCUGGCUUUGGCCAACAAGUUGCCCAUGCCCUCCCUGUUUGAUAUUCGACAGAACAUGGCCUUGUAUGGAGUCCUUCGGCUGGGCUCGCAGGACAUACACUCCAUGGCUCCCCUCAUCCGCUCCAUCCUCCUGGUGGGACCCUCUGGCGUGGGGAAGAAGAUGCUGGUGCAAGCAGUGUGCACAGAAACUGGUGCCAACCUGUUCGACCUGUCACCUGACAACCUGAUGGGCAAAUACCCUGGCAAGACCGGGCUGCAGAUGAUGAUGCACAUAGUGUUUAAGGUGGCCCGGCUUCUACAGCCCUCUGUGAUCUGGAUUGGAGAGGCAGAGAAGACUUUCUAUAAGAAGGUCCCAAAAGAGGAGAGGAUGCUAGACCCAAAGCGAAUCAAGAAGGACCUUACCAAGGCCAUACGACAACUGAACCCCGGUGACCGAGUGAUGCUGAUAGGGACAACCAAUAAGCCACAGAUGGCUGAUAUGAAGGGCCUGUGCCGGGUCUACGAGCGGAUUCUCUUCAUACCCCGGCCUGACUAUGCCUCUCGCUAUGUACUCUGGAAGCAUAUGAUAGUGACCUGGGGAAUCAAGGCGACCCAAACCCUGGACAUCAGUGCUCUGGCCAAGGUGUCUGAUGGCUACACAUCGGGUAGCAUUCUCCAAGCCAUCCAAUCAGUGCUGACUGAGCGGCGCCUCCUGCAAUUGGCCAAGAAGCCACUGGUGGCGGCUGAGUUCCUGGGGCACCUGGCCAAGCUGGAGCCAGUGUACAGGGAGGAGGAGGAGUCCUUGAAGGACUGGUACUUCAAGACUCCACUGGGUAAGAAGAAUAUGAAAUUUGCCAAAGACCUGCAGGAUGCUGAGGAAGCAAGAAUGGCAAAGGAGAAGAAGAAAAGGAAGUGA
Messenger RNA from Jaculus jaculus (lesser Egyptian jerboa), 2460 nucleotides. RefSeq names its product IQ motif containing with AAA domain 1 like (gene Drc11l). The coding region runs from base 1 to 2460 and encodes 819 amino acids. Gene Ontology annotation, molecular function: protein binding; ATP hydrolysis activity; ATP binding. The record is from RefSeq and is a predicted model, not a curated record. The transcript is spliced from 19 exons. NCBI's taxonomy places the organism in Eukaryota, Metazoa, Chordata, Mammalia, Rodentia, Dipodidae.